Stomoxys calcitrans (stable fly) is the source of this 575-nucleotide messenger RNA. Its product is annotated as claw keratin. The transcript is spliced from 2 exons. The record is from RefSeq and is a predicted model, not a curated record. Lineage: Eukaryota; Metazoa; Arthropoda; Insecta; Diptera; Muscidae. The coding region runs from base 16 to 369 and encodes 117 amino acids.
UUAAUUGUUGGCAAAAUGUCAAAGGUUUUGUUAGUCUGCAAAUUCACAAUUUUGUGUUGGCUGCUUUUGGCGUGUUUUUCUGCGGUAAUAGCUGCCCCCAAACCUGAGACAGCAGUUGUGGAAGCAGAAGAUCUUGAAACUGGAGCAGCAGCAGCAGCAGUUGAAAAGGAUGACUUGGAGGGUUCCUCAUCAUAUGGUUAUGGAUAUUAUUCUUCACCCUAUUUGUAUGGUGGACAUCUUGGAGGAUAUGGUGGAUAUGGCGGCUAUGGUUUAGGAUAUCCCUACUAUGGGGGAUAUUAUGGUAUAGGUUAUCCCUACUAUGGUGGCUACUAUGGAGGAUACCAUGGCUUACAUGGACAUUAUUUCUAGUUUUAUAAAAGUUAAGAUACAUAAAUUCUGAUUUAUUUCUCAUUUCUCCAGUAACACAGAUGUGGAUUAUUGUCAUCAAAAACACACACAAGCUCAUAUUAUGCAUAUCUUUACCCAAGUGAUUAAUCAUUUUUUUUAUUUCCUUGUGCUAAAUAUCUCAUGAUUCUCUUAAACUUUUAAGUUAAAACCUUUCGAUAAGUUUUAUU